CCUCCGGAGCCGGCUCUGGCAGUGCAGAGGACGGAGGGACUCAGCCAGGCCACCCGCACCCCUGUGUCGCACUGCGUCUCUGCACCGCACCCCGCUGGAUCAGGAUGGUCGCCCCCCGCAGGCGCUGGGCUUCCCUCUUCUCCCUCGCCUGCUGCGUGGCCCUGCUCUUGGGGCACCUGGGCAGCGCUGCCCCGAUGCACCCCACGUACCCCGGGGACAAUGCCCCCGUGGAGGACCUGGUCCAGUUCUACAAUGAGCUGCAGCAGUAUCUCAACAUGGUCACGCGGCCCAGAUACGGCAAGAGAUCCAGCAGCCGGACGCUCUGUGGAGACCCCUAUGACCCCUCGGGAUGCUAAACCCGCCAGGGCAUGAUCCUGAGCGGCAGUCGCCUUGGGGUGAACAGGAAAAGGCCUAGGGGUGGAAAAACCCAGCCCCGGCGCUGAUCCCUCUGUGAUUCUCCUCUCUUCCUCCCUCCUGAGCCCCCCGGGGCCGCCUGCUUCAGAGGCAACCAACACCGUGCCACCUUCUCUCUUUGUCCCUCGGUUCCUGGGUAGACUAAUGUGAAUAAUGAUCAGAACAAUAAAUCUGGGUGGAAGACGCA
Molecule: messenger RNA, 601 nt
Organism: Caretta caretta (loggerhead turtle)
Lineage: Eukaryota; Metazoa; Chordata; Testudines; Cheloniidae
Product: pancreatic polypeptide-like
Biological process (GO): neuropeptide signaling pathway; feeding behavior
Cellular component (GO): extracellular region
Molecular function (GO): neuropeptide hormone activity; neuropeptide Y receptor binding
Source: RefSeq, a predicted model, not a curated record